GCCCGCAGCCUGAGCGGCCCUGCACGACGCGUCGCAAAGCGGGCCGCCUCCGAAGUGGGGCGAGAGAGCCGAGCGCUUCGUAGGAACGAUCCCGGAGAGCCCGGGCGCCCGUUCUCAUGCGGCCACGGCACGAAGUGUGAGAGACCUCUCCGUGCAGAUAACGUCCACCACCUCAAGCGGGCGGACCGUGCUCCGUGGGCACGGCUGCACUGGGACUCGGGCUGUGUUAUGCACAUACACGCUGACCUAUGCUCUCCCUUUUCUUCAGUUUUUCCGCUCGUUUUUUGUAUAUGCCAAACACUUUUAAAGCUGUUUCUAAGGUGUGCAAUCUAGCUCCUCGGUUAUAACAGAAGACUUGUGCCUUCAGAGUGCAUUGUGUUGUCACCUGUUGUUCUAGUAAAGAGUAAGAAAACCCCAUAAUAUGUAUGUGGUUCUGUACACAGUUUUCCAGAUGAGACGUAGGAUUUACUCUACGUCUGCCUUUAGAUAGCACGCACAAUAAUUCCCAGGAGAUCUGUGUAAUCAGCCGAGCCUUAGUGUGGGCAAGGAGGAUCUGUGGUUGCACCCUGCGUAGUCUGCAGGGACGGCGACCUUCUGUGCCAGUGAGCUGCCUCCUCACAUUCAAGGCACUCCUGGUGAAGAAUAAUUUCUGUGGUGUGUGGGUGUCAGUCAGGACUGAUGUGCAAGUGGGUGUCUCAUAACCGUGUCCAGUGAUCCCCAGCUCAUGGUGAGACCCCUCCGUAAGCAAGUUUAAGGCUCUUCUUAAACUGAUCUGUUCCAGUGCAAAAGAGGACCGAGAUACCAUUAAUUAAGCCUCUGUUGGGCCGAUGUACCAAAAUUAUGUAAUAUCAUAAGGAAACUGCACAAUUCCUGCAAAUUGGCUAAAAAAAAAUAGAACACUUCAAUAUAAAAUUACAGUAAAGAUCUACAUAUCUUGGUUACAACGGAGUGUUGUGAUGAAGGUAUGGUAGACUUUCCCUCAAUGCAAUGAUUACACAUAGUUGGAUUACAACAGCAUUUUAAGUUAUGAAAAUGUUCUACUUAAGAUGGAGGAGGUCUUUUCAUUCCAGCUGCUUCCUUUCAGGGAUUCAUAUUUUUCUCACAAAAUUACAGGAUUUGAAGGCUCAUGUUUUGGUCUUGCCACGAAGAUGGGGAAGACAUAGUUACCCCACACUGUGGUAAAUUCCAAACCGUAGUAGGAGCUUCAUAAUAGUGCAGUUACAUAGAACUAUAUCUAUAUGUGCAAGUCUUUAAGUGGGCACAUACAUUUCUUUCAGAUGAUGUGAUAUUGGCCUGUUCUGGUAAUGCUUGAUUAAGAAAAAAGAAACUCAUUUAUUCCCAUUAGUCUGAAGGCAACCUUUAGUAUAGUAGUGGAAUACGUUAUCUGUCUGCAGAUUUAAAGAUAAUAUUUGAGUUCCUUUUGAUUAUUUUAACAUCCAGGCUGUUAUACAACCCUGGUAUAGCUAUGAGUUUGAAAUUUUAUGUGCUACAGAGCUGCUGUGGAGAACGCUUGAACUGAGGCCUCCUUCCUGUUUAAAAAUACAAAAAGAACAGGAUGUUCAUGACUUGCCGUCCUUAAUCUGAUUGAGGCUGCAACUUCCAGGUUUAGGACCCCUGGUGAAAAGUAAUUUUAAUUCUUGUUUAGGAGUGUUUGCCUGUUGGACAGAUUUCAUCUUGUUAAUUUGUGGCGGUAGUAAGACCAAACGGUUAAAAGCAAUUUUCAGUGCUCCCACUAAAGGCACUUUGUAUAAAAACAUGACUUAGAAUGUGUAUCUUGGGGAUAAAUUACUGAAGAAUAUCUAGUAAUUUUCAUGAUAAAGACCAUCAUUGGAAGCACAGUGCCUGUGUAAAGUUUUGAAUAUUUCUGUAAGAAGAAUAUAAUGUAUGUAUCAUGGACUACUUACAAAAGCAAUAUAUGUUAGCUGAAAAGACUGCAUUAAGUCUACUGUAAGUUAGUACUGGAAUUAUAAAAUGAAUAUUUAAGUAAGUGGAUUCUCAUGUGAUAGAUCCUGCAUUUAAGCGUAGUGUUUGGUAUACAUUUAUUCCUAUGAUCACAUGGAUUGGGAUUACUGCUGAUAGGAAGUUGACAGGUCAGACUGUGGCUUGGUAAGACUUCUGUAGACAGUGAAUUUACAGUGGGCUCAUGUGUUCUGUAGUUUGCAAGCAGUACACUGAAGAUAGGUGUAAUGGGAGAUAUUACAGAACCAACGAGACCCAGGGGACUUUUGUAGAGUACAAACAGGCAUGGAGAACCUGAAGGAUUCCAGUGCUAUCUGGCAACGUGGUAUUUUUUUUUGUUUGCACUGACAAAACAUGUUUUUUUAUUUUCCUUUUAGGAAAAUUAGGAUAAGGAGGUCACUCUCCUGUCACUCGUCUUGACAACAAAGCACAAUUAGAUUUAGUGUAGCUAUUACCAUAAAUUACUGUAACUCAGUGGCCACUGUCUAUUAUGACAUGUGCUUAAUUUUUAUGAAUUUAAUUGUUGGAGGCUAUAUGAUCUUUGAUUUCCAAAUUGUGCUAAACAUUGUGCAUGCCUGCAGUUUGUUAACAGUUAAACGAAUUGUAGGUGGGUUAUGAGGUAAUGAAUCACAGAAUCCUAAGCUUAACUCUCUUACCAUUAGCUAAGUGGCUAGCUCUUCUGUUUCAGUCUUUUUCAAGUAAUAUUUGUGCUGUGAAAUCUGCAGCUUGGCAGUGUGAAGGCUAUUCCUGCAGCCUGAAAAGAGCAGCGAGGCUGAGUCUGAUCUUGUAUGUUUCCCACUGCUGCUGGGCCCACUGGAAACAUGGAGCUGUUUACCUGCAGCCUCGCAGGAUGUGUCAGCCUGCUUCCCCAUGCAGUGUCUUCCAGGGUAUUGCACUUCUCCCAGCCUGCAUCCAAGUGAGCAGAAUUUAGAGAGCCUGGCUAUGAGGCAGUAGUGGGGUAGGGCUUCAUUUUGCACGCAGUUUGAAGAAAGCCCAUAUACUAUUUGAUGCUUUGUUCAUCAUACUCCUCCUUAAAAGGUCCCAUCUGAAGCUUUGUAUGUCAUACUCCUUUUAAAAAGGUACCUGGUCAGUUACCUCCUCCUCUGUUCUGGGCUGUCCGUUACCUUCCCGUAGCAGUGUGUUCAGUGUUUUCUCAUGUGCUGCUUUUGAGUACAAGGGCUAAUUCAGUCAUGACCUGGAAGCUUUCAAACAUCACACUUCUUGUUCCUUCAGUGUUAAUUGGUCAUCCCUUUUACUUUCUUAGCCAAUUUUGUGGUAUCUUCCUGAGUAACAGUAUUUGUCUAUACUGUUAUUAAUAUGAAUUAAAUACCCACUAGUUUAUGUAGUGAUAAGAAUUGUGGAAUAAAUUGCCACAUCUUAAAUAGAUUUUAUUUUAUAUGGGGAUUAAAGUCAAACUUCACCAAAGAGCUUGAAGCGUGUUGUCUUUGUUCAGGAGAGGGCAAGUCUGCAUGUGUCCUGCCUCACCAGUAACUGGGGUGUGUAGGUGAGGUGAUAUCCUCCAGUCUUAGAAGUUCUGGAGCUGUGCUCUGGCAAUAGCUGCCCACAGGCCCUGGGAGCAGUUGCAGUGACUGGAGUGCUGUUCAGGAAUCAUCAUUAGGAGAUUUGUAAAUUACCAUUCCAGAAAUGGUGGGCAUAAUCUGGCCUGUCAUACAUGAGUGCCCCUUACUUCCUAUUUGAGGUGGUGCUCUUGUUUUAAUUUGAAGUUGUGGUUUUGCAGAUGGAUGUGGAAGGUUGGAACUUACCAUCUCGAGGUGCACAGAGUGGCAGCUGCGCUUAUUCUUCAUUUUUUUGUUGUGGGGCAUUAGGGCUCUGGGCUGUGCUGUGCAGUCACUGUUUUUGUGGUCCCUCUUCACAAUAGGGAGCAGCCAUUGAGCCAGGUUCUGGCUGCAUCAUGAAGCACAGGAGGCAAUGCAGCAAAGCAGGGCUGUAUUCUCCCUCAGCUCUGGGUGUAGGCCUGGGCUCUUGUUUGAGGUAAGGCAGUGUCAAGCCAGCUGUGCUUUGCUCAUGCUGUCAGCGGCACUGCUAGUGUCUGGGGGUUUGCCACGCAUCAGGACACCCAGUUUUCCUCUAUUCCCUCUUGUGACAUUCCACCAAGGGUGGACAAGGGAAGUUGGUUCUUUGGUCAGGAAAGCCCAUCACUCAUGGCAGCUUGAGUUUCCAGAAUUCUUUUGGACUGGGGAGUGUCUCCACAUCUGCUGGGUUAAUAGCUAUUUUGUUGUGGUACAAGGAAAUUACUAGAUUAAAAAAAAGGUCAAGAUUUUAGUUAUUACGCUGUAAAGAUGUGGAAUUUUCAGGAAAAAUGCCCAAUGACUCAUGAAAACCUGCAGACAGGGGGACUGAUGGCUAUAGUUUACUCAGGGCUGUGGCUCGGUACUGAACCACAGCCUAAAGGUACGUCUGCGAGGCGGCUGCCAGCGUCCUGUCACUUUGAAGGCAGUCAGCUUGGGUAUUGCCAGCAGCAGUUACUGCACCAUAGGCUGUAUCACAGCUUGCAAAACCUGCCUGAGAUGUUUGGUUACUUUGGACCAUGGGAACUUUGUGCUGAUGUCUGCUGUUGCCUUAGUGUGGAUGCGGAACAGCCAUGAGUAUGCUCACCUGAAGUAAGCUAAAACAGUAAGUUCUGAGUUCCUUAUCUCUGUCUCAAGAUGAGGUUACGUGAUGUAGCCUCUGCCUUGCUACCAGGGAAAGACAAGAUCUUGCUCUGUUUUGUUCUUGCUUGCACCAGUUCCAUGGGCUUAGAGAUGAUUUAACUCACUCACUCAGCAGAAAAGUUCCUUUUGGGAACCUAAGGAUCUGAAACAGCAAAGCCAGCGCAGGGAGCUCGUGGCUGGACACAAGGAGGAGGAGUGCUGCCCACGUACUGUGACAGCCUGCCUGGUGGGCACAGCGUGUUUCGGAGCGCGGGUAGGGUUACCGCAGGUAACUGAAGCCUUUUCUCCAUGUGACCUGCAGCCACAGCUGGGACUGCAAUGUAAAGUCAUCUUGAGAGGACAUAAUUUCACAGCUGGCCCAAGAGAGAUGAGGCAUUUUCCUGUCUGCUUUUUAGUUCCUAGGUGCUUCAAGUAUAAUUCUUAAGUUCACAAAAAUCAUUUUAGCCAGGCAUUGCGUUAUCAGUAAGUUAUUACUUACUGAUAAAUCGUAGUUAGUGCUAGCCUUUCUGCAGAAGUGUGAGGGCCAAAAUUGAUACAAAAAUGUUCGAUCUCUGCUUGUUUUCUCGUAGAGCUAUGUAAAAAUUGUGAUCGUAAUUUUAAAUAGGAAGAUUUUUUUUUUCUCUAGAAAGAAACUUGCCACGAUUCAAAUUCCUUUAUCUCCUUUCCUUCAGUAUUCUUCUCAAAUACAUUUCUUGAAAAGGCAUAAAUUUCCACCCGAAGGGGAACUUAUGCUAAUAAUUUGUUGAAAUGUAGUGUUUUUCAGUAAUAUAAUUUAAUAAAUGAAUAGGAGAGCUGGGAAAUGCCUUCUUCCUUUCCUUUUAGAUCAUUCAGUGUGCCAACAGACUGAAGAACUUUUAAUAGUUUUAUUUCAUUUUUUGAUUGAAAAUGGGGCUCUAGGAAAAACAAUUGUGCAAAAGUUAAUUUUGUCUUUCUCCAUCAGUGGCUGCUAUGUUUUAGGCAAGUACUAGGUGGUUUCCUGGAGGAAAAAAUGAAAAUUCAUUUGAAAUGUUUAUUUUGCAUGUGACUUGUUACACCCUUGUUACUGAGAGAUGAUUGAAUGUUUGACCACCCAUUAGAGCUCUUCUGUAAUGCAGAGUCAUGUGGUGAACUGGCUACUUCAUCAACAAACUUAAUUUUAUUUCCUGGUUUUGGGUGCGACAGAGAAAUCUUGUGCAUAUGAGUAUGUGGCAGAAUGGGUCUUGAUACUGCAAACAUUUCUAGACGUGUAUGUAUAUACAUAUGUAUGUAUAGACAGUGUGUAUGUAUCAACCAAAUACGUGCAUGCACAAGGUUAAGCUGUUAGACUCCAGAGAGCUGGAGUCAUCUGAAUUAGAUCAGUGGUGGAAAUGACCUUGGAUUUAUCGUGAGCCUUAUAAACACGGUUCUGUGUUGCAGAAGACCAGCGUAUGCUUUCACUGUAGUUUGUGGAAAGUUCUGAGCAAUGAAACCAAGGUCGAGCCUGAGAUCUUCACUCAGUGCCAAAUGGCAGGGACAGUCUCCUGAAGGCAUACUGCUGGUUUUAGACUUUAUUAGCCCCUUACUUUAAUUACUGCCUCAUUACUUGCUCUGCUUCCACAAAAAGUAUUCCAUACUGUCAUUUUCCCUAAGUAACUGGAAAUGUGAUUGAAAGGGAUGUUUAAAGUGAGACUAAUUCAAGAUUAAAUAGUCACAAAUUAUAUUAUUGCUACAUGUAAACAAAUUACUUGCAUAUCUGAUUUUAUUCAGAUUACUUUUCAAGUGGUAAAUAAUGCUUUAUCACUUAUAUAGUGCUCUUACAUCUUUAGAGUGCUUUUCUCACAUUAAUUAAUCAUCAUUAAACACUCCGAGGUGGGUAGGUUAAUACUAUUAUCCCCAUUUUGCAGAUGAAGAAAUGUAGACUGAGAGGUUGUGAUUUGCUCAAGGCCAUAUAGAAGAAAUAAAAUCAGAGCUGGGAUUAGAUCUAUGUCCCUAGCUUCUAAUUUCAGAGGACCAACCCAGUUGAGAGCCACAGCGUUGUAACAACACGUGCAAGUGUGCACUCAGAAGCAGCACAUGUUGGGCCUUCAGUCGCCUAACUUGCAGUUUGCUUAAAUGGAAACUUGGUGCUGUAUUUCCACAUUCAUGCCCAAAGUGUGGAAAUAGCCACUCAUUCGUUUAGGAAUCCUUCCUAGCCUGAUAGGGCACUUUUAUUUUCGUCUUCCAUUGAAAUUAACGUUCAGCCUGGAAAUAACAGUUCUUGAGGCCUGAACAUAACUACGUGGCUUGGGCGAAGCACUUUUUACACAUGAGAUGUGAAUUAAAAAUGUGGCAGCUUGCUUUAAUGCUGAGAGAGAUAGGAAUUCCCCUUGGUGUGCUAAACCCACUGCCUUGGUAGGCAGCACCUAGCUUCUCAGUACAGAGAGAUAUUCAUGUACGUGCACUACAGCUUAGAGAGCUACCUCCAUAAAAUAAGAUAGGCUGGGAUUGGAGAGGGGAGCUGAGCGAGUCGUGCAUCAUGGAGAGUUCUGUUCAGCUCUGAGUUACAGGAGCAACAGGUGGGAAGAAGCAAGGUGGAAGAAGCCAGUACCCUUCUAGAGGAGGAGGAGGACCUGCUGAGGAAGGUGGCAGAUAUAGGCGUGCAGUCGUGGGGAACAGGGCAGAGAGCCGCAGGCACGUGGUGACAGCAGCUGCCUACCUGCUCACUGGGCAGCGCCCUGCGAAGCGCUGCACUGCAACUAACUGCUGCUGGAGGGUGGGGGGGGAAGGGACUGUCUGCUUCUUUGUUUGCCUCAGAACUGCGUUGUACACCAGUGGGCCCUGUUUUAAUAACAGAGCUGUGGUUAGGCAAUGUCAGAUGUGCUGCAAGAGUAGUUCAAUAGAUAUUUCAGCAUGCAGAUAAGCAGCUGAUAACCUUGCGUGGGGGAAUUCAGGAUUAUUGGUAGUGCUUCCACUGUGGGGCCUCAGCAGCAGAGCGGAGCUGGUGGCACCGGUGCCCACACACAUGGAACCUGGCUGAACCAAGGAGCAGGUGAUUGGUUCUAUUUACCCCGAGAGUUUUCAUUCUUUAAUUGUAACUCUACAUAUAAAUAAUGUGAGGAAGAUGGACUAAUGAUUUUCCUGUGUUUGAUUAAAGGCAAAGAAUCAGAGAUUUGUUUAUAUAUUUAUCUAUUUGUUUCUUUGCUACGAUAAAACCCAUUGUUAUCCAAACAGUGUGACUGACCUAAUAAAGGACAUAUGCAUAAUUGAUCUCCUUCUGUUUUUCAAUAUUUAUUUUCUCCUAUUUUGUUUUAAUAGAGUUCAGUACCAGAAGUGCAGCCUCAAACAUUUUUUAAGGUGGUAUAUUUUAGCACUUCUGUAAAAGGCCUCGUUUUAUUCUGGCCACUGAAAUGAAAAGGUUUGUUGUUGGUUCCACCCUUUAGUAUCCCUUCAAGAGAGAUUAUAUCAAAGAAGAAGAAUUAAAUUAAAAUUGAUUGGUGUUAUUGAUUUUCCUUUCCUUUUUUUUUUUUAAGGGGAUAAAGGGUGAUGGAAACAGCGUGUGCCCCGAUACUAUUUUACUGAUGGACUAUUUUUAAAAAACUUAAGAAGCAUAUGUGCCCAAUUUACAUAUUUACCAAUUAAAAAAGCUUCCAGGAAACAUUAAGUAGACUAUCUUCUGUAACCUUUAACAUUGUAGCUAAUGGAUAUAGCCUGGAAAUUUUCAUAGAAGGUCCUCUAAAUAAUGUAAAUGAUUAUGAAUAUGUAACUAGUUAAUAUGCAGCUAUGAAAGGAUUAUCAUGUAGAGGUUAAUGAACAUGCUGCUCUUAUGGUUUGCAGGGCUUUUCUUUUUGUGCUUUUAGCUCGCUUCAUGUGUGCAAAGUCAUGGAUUGGGAAUGGAAAGCUUCCUGUCUUUUCCAUCCUCGUCUUUAAUGGGGCAAUUAAACUGCAACUUUCUUAAGGAUUCCAUAAACAUUUUGUAUGCUUAAUCGUGUGGUGUACUUUGCAAUUGCCACCAAACCUGAAAGAAUGAAAUGUGCUGAUAGAACAUUCCCCGACUCCUUGACUUGGCGCUGUUGCGCUCCGCUGUGUGUCAGCACUGUUAGGAAGCAUUGCGUUCUACGGUUUACACCUUCUAGGGGGAGUUCACUCUUGAAAUGAGUUGUAGUAGGAAUUUGAUUUUUGAAUUUAUACCUUGUAGAAGUCUGUAUAUUUAUUCUUAACCCUAAAAAAAUCUGGCUUGUGCAUUAAAGAAAAUACUUCCUUGGAGUUUGAUGUGAGAGUUUAAAGCAAAUGAUGAAUUUAAUCUUGACUUAAGCAGGGGGAACUACCUGGCUGAAUUUCCCCAUGGGUUAUGAGGCAGCGUAACCACAAAUGGAUGGCUGAUCCUCCUUGCUUAAGUACUUUGCUCUGUUUAAAGAACUAUUAGCUCACAAAGCAGUCCCAUUUCUUUUUCCUUUACUCCUAUAUGAGUAAAGAGUGUGGGAUCUGAGAUCUGUUCUGCAAUAGCUGCACAUAUGCUAACUAAAAAAAAAUUGUCUUUCAUUCUGUUGUUUGGGAAAAAAAAAGAAAGAAUUAUCUGCUCCAGUGAUUUCAGUGGUACUUGAAUGUAUGUUAUUGUUUUCUCUGCAAAUUUUCUCAUUAAUUGCUUUCAAAUGUUAGCAUUAUUUUGGUUAUAAGAAAAACAAAAUUUGUAAAAAAUAAAUAAAAAUAAAAAUAAAAAAUUUGAGAAGAUGUCUAGACAUAUUUAAUUGCCUCCUGGCAUCGUUGCAUUCCAUAUAAUUGAAUGGAAUUGUGUUACAUUUUUGGUAACCAUUAUUCAGAGAUCAGAAUACGUUUUGAAAGACAAAAUUUCCGCAUAAUUAUGGAAGAGAAGGUCACAGGUUUCAGCAUCUUGGAUGUUUAAUGUAUCUAAAAAUGUGGUUUAAAAAUAAUUUCAUUUUAACAAUGUGCUUUAUUUUGUAGAUGAUCUCUUGGGAAGGCUUGUAACAAAAAUAAGUGAAAUAUUCACAUUAAAACUUCCUUUUUUUGGCACCCUGAAAUAAAAGAAAGGAAGACAACAGCCUGUAAUGGUCAGAUAUCCUCGUAUUUAAACACUCACAAAAUUCAUUUGUGCUUUUUCAGAUUAAAACUGCCAGUGGAAACAUUUGUUGAUGUACAGAUAGAGGAAAAAAUGUUUUUGGUGCUGUGGGGUUCAUUUGCUUUUGUUUUUAUAAGAAAUGAGUAUGGAAGUUACAUUGAUGUCUUGCUCUAAUGUAUAUUGUUUUCUUAUUCUGCAAGCAUGUAACACUGAAAAUAGAUCUGCAGAUUGAACGAAAUGCUACCUACCUUCUAUCAUGUGUCACUUAAUAGUUAUGGAGCAGGUAUUGUACCAAAAUAUGAAUUGAAAAGCUGUAAUUUUUUCUCUGGUUAUCAGUCUGCAUUAGUGUGUGAUAAAGUGUGCUGCUUAAGAACUACCAUUCAGAGGCCUUUGCACUGACAAAUAAAAAUGUAAAUAGAAACACCACCAAAUCUGUAAAGCGACUGUUCUAGUUUCUGAUACAUUGACAUUGCAGCUGUGUGCUUAGCCUUGUUUUUUCAUGAGUAGUUAUCUGUUUUAAUGCCAGGUGGUCACUAGCUGCCAAGAGAAAAUCCAGCACUGGUAAGUGAAAAAUGUUUGAUUACAUGCCUAAAAUACUGAUCAGUAACCUAGCUAUGUUCUAGUAAAGUUAUUGUACUGUUUGUUCUAAUGAUAGCCAAAUUCUGCGAGCGUGUUUUCAGGACUGGAGGUAGCUUGGAAUUACUGCAGUGUGCUCGUCUUUAAGAUGUUUAUAUUUUCCACUGAUACCAUUGCUUUAAAUACACUGAACCUUAGUGGUUAUUCUCUUAAAUACCCAUUUCAUUCACCAUUUUUCCCUGAGUAACCUUGUGGGAUGAAUGCUCAAUUGAAUUUCCACCCCUGCUUGGUGGAAGGGUAUUCCCAAGGUAGAUUCAAUUAUUGUUCUUGUUUCCUCUGUAACUAUGAGCAAGUAGGGAAAAUUUUUUAGCACACUUGGGGGAAAAAACCCGCAAAUGAUGUGAAAGUAAUGUUUCCGUUCCCCCACUCCCCCAGUACACCAUGUUAUAAUGCUUAGUGAGAAAUGAUUUGUUUUGUUUAAAAAAAAACAACAAAAACUCUGGGCAUUUUUUUCUCUGUUGGCAAUCUGUGGUUAAUAGAAAACAUGCUUAGUAAAUAAUAGUUUUCUAUGGCAUCUGAGGAAAAUGUACAUUUAAUGGUGAAUGAAAUCUUAUAUUAUGAGUUACUGUGAGAUAUAACAGUUGAUCUUACAGAUAUCAAAUUACAAUAUAUCCAUGCUGUGUUUACCAUGAUUUUACUGAGAGAACAACAGGAGCUGUCUUGAUUAUUGUCUGCGGGGUUAUUGCAGAAUCACAGCAACUGCCCCUUUAGUGGCGAGAUUAAACCUUUGGUUAUACACCAUCAAGCAUAUAAUAUUUUAAAUUUAUUUUAAGAGGCUUUUUCUUCAUGCCUGAAAGAUCUCCAAGCAAAUAAUUUAUAUUUAGUGUGUAUCAAAUGUUUUUAGUUUAAAUGCACAUAGGCUGCAAGCACUGGAUAAGAGGAAAAAAAUCCAGGCAAUCUAUACACAUCAUCAUAUUAAAUUCUGACUAUCGGCUUGCAAAAAUAAUCUAAAACUAAUAUGUUUCAUUUAUGUUUAAAAUUCAGAGACUGCAUUAAUUUUCAAUAAGGGAAAUAUUAUUGAAGUGCCUACUGGUGCUGCUGUAGUUAAGUUAGUCAGCAUUUACAUAAUACCCAUACUUUUGGGGGACUUUCUGCAGUGUCCAUACCAAUUUGGUAGUGUGAAAAUCUGCACGUACAUUCUUUCACAAAGAGGCAUUCUCUUUCAGAAAUAAACUAAUUGACAGCCUUAAAAUUGGAACUGAUUUUUUACAAGUUUGGGAAGUUGUAACUGUUAUUUCCUUCCAUAUCCACAGCUGAGGUUUGUAGAAUGGGGUGGAAGGGUUGGCAGUGGGAAGAAGGCUUGCUGUUGUGUUGGGUCUUGAGCAAACUGUGGCCAUGAUCUUGAGUUUGGGGGAUUUGGGCACAGAAUGUCAGAAGGAAAGCCUAACUUACUGAUGUCUUCUAUGGAGAAAAGCAGUUUAUAGAGCAUUCGUACAGCUUUUACUCUAAAAAAACUAUUUAAAAUUUAGUACCCUUAUUUAGAUCCUGAUUGUGCAAGAGUUGAGUGCUCUUGUUUCAACUGAAUAAUUUGUUCAUAUAAGACCUUUUAAGUAGUCAGUGACACAGAAGAAUUUUAAAUAGAAUUGGGUGAAUAACAAUAGGGUUUUAAAAUGCCCAGCAUCAACAUAUUUCCAUUAAAUUAUUUUCUUUUUCAUUUUUUAGUACACCUCUUGAGAUGUAUUUUUAAAGCCAUGAAUCUGAUGAUAGGUCUGAUUUAGAUGUGAUAUUUCCCUUCCUGGGGAUAUGGUCAUAGCUGAAGCCCAGCACCCAUUCUCCCCACGCACGUGGUGACCAUGGUCUCCACACAAAAUGUGGCCGUGUACGCAAGUUGAACAGGGAGCUCUGCUUCCUUCCUUGAGAGUAACUCUCCUUGUCAAUGCAUGAAAUUGAAUGACUGUGUCGGUGGCAGGCCCAUUUUGGAACGUGGCCAUACUUGGCGAUCUCACAGUAGAGGCCUGACAGGCCGGAGGCAGUUGUUCCACUGAUUGCAGAGAUACAUCCUGCUCCGUCCCAAAGGUUUUUUCCCCAGCCUUGUUGUGGGGAAGGGUGGAUGGCCACAGCAGUCUGCUUCCAGAGGUCACCACUGUAGAUGCGAUGAGUCGGGGCAGUCCAGCCCUGCUGUAUCUGAAGCGAGUGAUUUCUGCUGUACCCUAAUCAGAUUAUUCGGUAGCGGGCAGCAGUCAGACCUUAAAGGCAGUAUCUUCUUUCAGAUUAAUGAAGAAAUGUCAGAUGACUUUGAGCCAUGAAACAAUGGGAGUGCUUAAUCCUGCUCUAAGUGGAAGCAGUUUUUUUCCAUACAAUUUUUUUCCUAUGGAGAAUUCGUUCAUUGAAAUGAGGUCAAAGCCUUCAGUUUGGGGUCCUUUGUUUUUUAGUGAGUAGUCUGUGUCAUCGUCCUCUUUGAAAAUGCAGAUCUCUGCAUGUCAAAGGCUGUGUUUUCUAAAUAUCAUUAAGUAAUUGUUGCUGACACCAAGUUGUCAUUACAUUGCUACCCCCAAAACAUCUCUUGGGUUUUGUUGAGAUUCGUUUAUUUGGCCUUUCUCUGUAAGGAAAGUGAAUUAUGUUUUCAGUAUAAUGAGUGCAAUGGACAGAGAAACUUGCCUGGUGUGUUGGAAAAAUCUUACAUCAAACCCAAGAAGUAGCAAGCAUCUUUUGUAAAUUGUUCUGUGGAAUAUAGCUUUAAUGUCCAAGUGGUUUAAAAUCCUAAAUUCUGUGUUCAAGACCAGUUCAGCAACUUAAAGUAUGAAGUACUCCAGGUAUAAAGUAGUGUGAUUAUAGCGAAGUUCAGCUAUGGAAGAAAAUGAGACAAAACAGGAGUAGCAGAUAAUUUUUCAUAAUGAAUGCUGAAGAAGAUUUCAUUCUGCUUAUGAAUCUCAGAAAAUCAAUGAUAAUAUUUUGAGAGUUGUGUUAUCAACUACAACAUUCAUUUUUCAGCACAUUUAUAGAUUGCUUUCCUGAAUCAUCCUCAGAAAACCUGUAAUUUGCAUCCUGGGUCAGUGUUGUUAAGUGUGCUGCUCUGUGCUUUCUGUUGCCUUUUAUUGCAGAAUUUACUGCCACAUAUAGGAUGUUUACUAUUUUAAAGCACAAGUAAACAAUAUCAUCAAACCUGACAUUUAUAUGCCAGCUACUUCACGUAGGAGCUGAUCUCUGAUGAUCUUCAGAGUGGCAGUUGUCCAUUAAAAAGACUUUUUCCAGCAAAAUUUAAGUGCUCAAGAGUUUCUUCAGAGAAGAAGGCUUUUUAGAGCAAGUACAGUAGCUUGUUUUGCACACAAAGGGAAAUCCCCGUGGCAAUUAAAAUGCCACAAAGGCCUCUGAAGAGUCAGGUAUCUGUCAUGGGAAUAAGUUGAUCCAAGUUCAUCAAGUCAUUUCUGUUUUGUAUAGCAACACGUGGCUUCUGAGAAGCAAUAGAAGGAAUGCUCCACUCCUGUGUUGUUUGCCAGGGUUUGAAGACACGACAGAGUUUGGGGCAGUCAGGUGAUCUUUCAGGAAUGUUGAUUGUUGAUGGGCCCAAAAAGUUGAUGUGAAAAUCAGAGUUAGUUAAAAUUUUGCUCAUUUAUGUCAGCCCAAGCAAAGGUAACGAAUCCUUUAUUACAGGUGAUACUUUGAAGAAUUUGCCUCUUCUGAAAUAUUAAACUGAAUUUUCAGUUAUUUUUCCAAAUAUUGAUGGUGGUAUAAUUGUUGAACUUGAGCAUGAAGUGAGAUAUGCCAAAGCCUGGUGCAAGAACUGAUUCUUAGCACCAUAAAAACUCAAAUUCAGAAGUACACUCACAAGCUAAAAUAAUCGUAUCCCUACUUUAAUAUGCAUUAUUCUAAAGUAAUCUGUAGCUAUUAUAAUUGUCAUACCAAGUCUUUUUUUUGUAAUAAAUAACUUACUAAUUUAUUAAGUGCAUGUGCUGUAGAGUAAAAUAGUUUGUUUUCUUUGUAUUUUUGGGGGUUGUGGAAUUAAUAGCAGAAAAAUAUUAACUCUGUGUUAGAUAUGAAAUUGAAUGAACUUGAAUUUGUCAACAGGAAGAAGGUGGAGAGUGAUUAUGAGGUUCUUCAGGAACGACUCCGUACGUUGCCUGAUAAACUGUCCUAUGAUAUCAUGGUACCUUUUGGUCCUCUUGCCUUCAUGCCAGGAAAACUUGUCAACACGAAUGAGGUUACUGUUCUGCUUGGGGACAACUGGUUUUCAAAAUGCUCAGCGAAGCAGGCUGUUGAGCUGGUUGAGCACAGAAAAAAAUAUGUGAGGAAAGCACUGGAUGAUUUGCAAAAAGUCAUGAAGAAUUUUGAGUCACGAGUUGAAUUCACAGAAGAUUUGCAGAAAAUGAGUGAUGCUGCGGGUGAUUUUGUUGACAUAAGAGAAGAAAUUAAAGAUGAUAGCAUUGAAACAAAAGGCAAAUACAGAACAGCUCACAAACCUCAUUCAAAACCAAAAGUAUCCGAUGCUUUUGAGGUAGAUUUUCUAGCGAGUGGAAGGGACACGAGAUCAGUGGGCCGCUUUCAGUCGGAGGAGGAGCUGUGGGCCCGCUUGGAAGAGCUCGAGAGACAAGAAGAGAUACUUGGUGAACUUGACAGGAUGCCUGAUACAGUUGAGACAAAUGGAGAAGAUACAACCUCCUCGGAAGAGGAAAAGGAAGAUAAGAGAAUAGAUCUCAAUGGAACAUACAGAGUAGAAGACUGUAUUACUCAGGGCAACUUCCAGAAAGAAGUAACAAGUUCAGACUUGUUUGUUCGCCAUGUUAAUGGCUCUACCUAUUAUCACAGUGAUGAUGAAGAUGACACAGAUGUUGGAGAUAGCUCUGUUCCGACUAUUUUUUUCUCUCAUACUGUUGAACCUAAAAGGGUAAGAAUAAACACAGGAAAAAAUACGACUUUGAAAUUCAGUGAAAAGAAAGAAGAGGCCAAGCGUAAAAGGAAGAACAGCAAUGGCAAUGGGCAUGGCCAUGCAACUCCAGAACUGCCUAACAUCAAAACGCCAGCAGACAUUUACCGAGUCUUUGUUGAUGUUGUGAAUGGAGAAUAUGUCCCUCGUAAAUCAAUUUUGAAGUCUCGAAGCAGAGAGAAUAGUGUUUGUAGCGAUACCAGUGAGAACAGUGCUGCUGAGUUUGAUGACAGACGAGGAGUUCAGAGGAGUAUUAGCUGUGAUGAAGCUACUCAGAGUGACAACAGUGAAGGCAUACUGGAGGAAGAAGAGGAGGUGGGGCAGCAGCAGCUACCAAAAAAGCUUCCUCCCUCUUCAGGGACAACUGAGGCAUUUUCUGGAACUGUCAUAGAAAAGGAGCCUUUGUCUCCCUCCCUGAUACCACACCCAGUCAUUGCUCACCCUGUCCUGCCUACCAUUCUGGAGCAGAAAUCGGAGGAAGUUUUGUCCAAAGCAUCAGAAGAAACUACAAAAAGGAUAUCAAAAUUCAGAGCUGCCCGAAUGCAACAGACUAACUAGGUCUUGCCUAGAUGCCGAAGUUGGAGUACUAAUGUCUAGUUUCACAUUUGUUGAGAUGAUGUAAAGCUAUGUGCAUUACACCUAGCUAGUUCAAAGGAUCUUCUGUGUUGAUUUGGCAUUGUUUAUCUUUCCAACUUCUGUUGGCAACGUUUAAAAACAGUUUGGUGUUUGAACAGUUAAAUAUUCAUCUUUUUUUGUUGAUUUCCCUGUAUGCUGUCAGCACCUUUGUGUAUGUUUGCAUUAUGAUAGCAGCACUCGGGUUAUUUUUCAAAAAAUGUUCCUUACAUACAUUGUUUUUGUGUUUAAACCUAAAUACAGGCAGUUUUGUGCCAGCUGUGAUGUUCUGCAUACCAUAUGGACUGUUUUAAGGAAACUUUCACAUUUCAAAUAGAUUCAACAAUUAUAUUGCAUUACUUGCUUUAGCAUUUUAAGACACACUUGUAUUCCCAUUGCUGUAGGUUUUGCAACUAGGUGUCUGCUAAAAGUUUUUUUUCCUUCUAUCAAACCUCUCUGAUAUCUCUGUGUACAGAUCUAUAAAACACUGGGUUCACGUACAUUGCAGGGAAGUUUCUUUGAUGGAAAAGGGUAUUUUGUAAAAUUAAAUUUUCAGUAAAAGAAAGCUGUGAAA
Messenger RNA from Numida meleagris (helmeted guineafowl), 16325 nucleotides. RefSeq names its product URI1, prefoldin like chaperone (gene URI1). Lineage: Eukaryota; Metazoa; Chordata; Aves; Galliformes; Numididae. Gene Ontology annotation, biological process: negative regulation of phosphatase activity; negative regulation of transcription by RNA polymerase II. The record is from RefSeq and is a predicted model, not a curated record. The coding region runs from base 14252 to 15697 and encodes 481 amino acids. Gene Ontology annotation, molecular function: phosphatase inhibitor activity; chromatin binding; transcription corepressor activity. The transcript is spliced from 9 exons.